UGGCAGCGGUAGGCGAGAAUGCCAACUCUGAAGGUCAGAUAAUCGAGUGUGUGACAGUGGGAAUCCCGUUACCGCAGCGCGCCUGCGGACCGCUCUGGUGACUCACUACAACCGGAAACCAUCGGUAACCACCGGACACCAUCGUCCUCUGCUCUGCACCGUACCGACGGAGCACGAACGUCCUGCGCUAGACAAGCGAUAUCCUCUGGUUACCGACGGCAACAAGCAUCCUCCCUCCCUCCGGACGGUGAGCGGUUCUGCGCCGAAGAUUCGGCUCGGUUGGUUUUAUCAGGGAUGAUCUGUUGAUCCUCGACAGUCGGUGCCAGAGAUGGACUCCUGCCCACGGGUGGAGAGCAGGCCCAGAUCUAUGGAGGAGCAGGAGUGUAAAAUCUGCUUCAGUCAUUUUGACAGAGGCAAGAGGAAAGUGCGAGUUCUGCCUUGUGGUCACCGAGUGUGUGACGAGUGUCUGCAGAGGCUGAGACGCUCAGGUGACAACAUGGUGGUCAGCUGCCCCUUCUGUCGUUCUGAAACUCACAUGCCAGAGAGGAAGUCAUGGGUUGUAGAGGAAGAGCACCAUCUGCUGCCUCUUCUUGGGGCCGAGCUCCAAAGAGAGGUGCUACUGAGCCCAAGGAGACUUUCAACAGGCGGCGAUGACCACAGCUCCUCAGAUUGUUUGGUACUGACCAUCGUGGCACUGCCGGAAUCUCCUUCCUGCCAGUCAGUCAAUAGGCUCCACCUCUCUGACCCCCUGCCCUGCUUCCUGCCUGCCAUGAAGAGCCCCUCCUGGAUGCCUCGCACCGUGACCCGCUGCCUGCUGGGGACGCUGUGUCUGGUGUACUUGUGCUCGCUGCCUCUCGGGAUUUACCUGCUGAUGGUGGGUCGGCCGGCGAUGGGAGUGGCUCUGGUGAGUCUCGUUCCUGCUUCUCUGCUGCUCUUCAUCGUCGCCGGUUUCCUCCGGUGUUUACACCAAAGGAUGUUGGAGAUCCUCGCCGAGCGUCGACACGUUGCUAUAACCACCCGCCACACGUUGCCAUGACGGCAUGGGAACUUGAGAUGGGAAAAGUUUUCACCGGACAAUUUCAUUUUGCAGUUCAGCGAUCAAUGCUUCGUCCAUGGUUUGACAUCACUUCCUGUCCAUCAGUUACACAAUAAAAAAAAAA
Molecule: messenger RNA, 1160 nt
Organism: Synchiropus splendidus (mandarinfish)
Lineage: Eukaryota; Metazoa; Chordata; Actinopteri; Syngnathiformes; Callionymidae
Product: E3 ubiquitin-protein ligase RNF182
Exons: 6
Coding region: 329-1036 (235 amino acids)
Source: RefSeq, a predicted model, not a curated record